AGAUCAGCAGUUCGCACGUUCCUCUUCCGUAGCUUAUGGUAGUUUUUUGAUUGAGAGCUGGUUAACAGAGAAAUUAUCAAGCUUUGCAGAAAAGCUUAAAACUGCAAAGCGUCAAGUGAAGCGAAGAUCAGGAAAAAGCUUACGUUAGAUAAUAAGAAUUCUGAGUGCAAAUUAUCGGGAGGAAAGAUGAGUGGAGCUGUGCUUGUAGCUAUCGCUGCUGCAGUUGGCAACUUGUUACAAGGAUGGGAUAAUGCUACAAUUGCAGGAGCUGUUCUUUACAUAAAGAAGGAAUUCCAAUUGGAUAGUCAGCCAACUAUGGAAGGGCUAAUUGUAGCUAUGUCGCUAAUUGGAGCAACAGCUAUCACAACAUGCUCUGGCCCAAUCUCAGAUUCGCUGGGUCGUCGUCCUAUGAUGAUAAUUUCUUCAGUUCUGUACUUUGUUAGUGGACUUGUUAUGUUAUGGUCUCCAAAUGUCUACAUCCUUCUUUUGGCAAGACUUUUGGAUGGGUUUGGAAUUGGUCUAUCAGUUACGCUUGUUCCUGUUUAUAUAUCCGAAACAGCUCCACCCGAAAUAAGGGGUUUAUUGAAUACUCUUCCACAAUUCACCGGUUCUGGUGGAAUGUUCUUUUCGUACUGCAUGGUUUUUGGGAUGUCGUUGAUGGAUUCACCUAAUUGGAGGUUGAUGCUUGGAGUUUUGUCCAUACCCUCUCUUUUCUAUCUUGCAUUGACAGUGUUUUUCUUGCCGGAGUCUCCACGUUGGCUUGUAAGUAAAGGGAGAAUGGCUGAGGCAAAGAAGGUUUUGCAGCGAUUGCGUGGAAGGGAAGACGUAUCAGGUGAGAUGGCUUUGCUGGUUGAAGGUCUUGGAGUUGGUGGUGAAACAUCUCUAGAAGAGUACAUAAUAGGUCCAGGGAAUGAUCUCACUGAUGAACAAGACCCAGAUGCUUAUAACGGCGACAUUAAACUAUAUGGACCUGAAGCAGGUCUCUCCUGGGUCGCCCGACCUGUCACUGGGCAGAGUGCUCUUGGCAUUGCUUCUCGCCAUGGAAGCAUGCUGAGCCAGAGUAAUGUGCCUCUUAUGGACCCUCUUGUAACCCUAUUUGGUAGUGUCCAUGAGAAGUUCCCUGAAAGUGGAAGCAUGAUUUUCCCUAAUUUUGGCAGCAUGUUCAGUGUGGCUGAACCUCAUGCUAAAGAAGAACAGUGGGAUGAAGAGAGCUUACGGAGGGAUGGUGAGGAUUAUACAUCUGACAAUGCAGGAGGUGAUUCUGAUGAUAAUUUGCAAACCCCAUUGAUGUCACGUCAAACAACGAGCAUGGAUAAAGACAUGGUACCACCUGCUUCUCAUGGAAGUAUCUUAAGUAUGAGAAGAAAUAGUAGUCUCAUGCAAGGGAAUGCUGGGGACACUACCAGUAUGGGUAUAGGUGGCGGUUGGCAGCUGGCCUGGAAAUGGUCAGAAAGAGAAGGGCAAGAUGGAAAGAAAGAAGGAGGAUUUAAGAGAAUAUAUUUGCACCAGGAGGGAGUUGCUGCAUCUCGACGUGGGUCUAUCGUUUCGGUACCUGGUGGUGAAAUCCCUGAUGAAAGUGAGUUUAUCCAGGCUGCUGCUCUAGUGAGCCAGCCGGCUCUUUAUUCGAAGGAGCUUAUGGAACAACAUCCCGUGGGACCAGCUAUGGUUCAUCCAUCUGAAACUGCUGCAAGUGGGCCAAGGUGGCGGGAUCUCUUGGAACCUGGAGUCAAGCAUGCAUUGGUUGUUGGGAUUGGGAUUCAAAUACUUCAGCAGUUUUCUGGCAUAAAUGGCGUUCUCUACUAUACGCCUCAGAUUCUUGAACAAGCAGGUGUAGGAGUUCUGCUUUCAAACUUGGGCAUCAGUUCAACUUCUUCAUCUCUCCUUAUUAGUGCUGUCACAACUUUGUUGAUGCUUCCUUGUAUUGCUGUUGCCAUGAGGCUCAUGGAUAUUUCGGGUAGAAGGUCGUUGUUGCUGACUACCAUCCCUAUUUUGAUAGUCUCUCUCAUUGUACUAGUCCUCGGUAAUGUUAUUCACAUGGGCUCCGUGGUCCAUGCUGCAAUUUCAACUGUCAGUGUUAUAGUCUACUUCUGUACCUUUGUCAUGGGUUUUGGCCCGAUUCCUAACAUCCUCUGCUCGGAGAUCUUUCCUACCCGAGUACGUGGUCUUUGCAUUGCAAUCUGUGCGCUAGUGUUUUGGACCGGGGACAUCAUAGUCACAUAUUCACUCCCUGUGAUGCUCAACUCCAUUGGACUUGCUGGAGUUUUUGGUAUCUAUGCAGUUGUCUGCUUGAUAUCAUGGGUAUUUGUUUUCCUAAAGGUUCCUGAAACCAAGGGCAUGCCUUUGGAAGUCAUUCAAGAAUUUUUUGCUGUCGGUGCACAGCAAGCUGCUGCUGCGAAGGAUUAAUCAAGUGACGGAGAGGUUGGAAAUUCAAUUGGUUAAUCGGAUUUACAGCUAUAGAAAACAUAAUCGAGCUCUAGUCCUGAUAGAUGGGUUCCAGUGGGGAUUUGGAAUUCAAGGGAUAACAGUGGGGGGUGAUGAUUUCUGGAAGAGAAGGUAAAUGACUUGAAGUGCGAUGAAGAGGGACUCGUGAUAAGGUAUUUCAGGGAGCUUGGUGCCACUUCGAUCGGCAUUUUAUUUCUUUUGUAGGUAUUAUAUAACAGGAAUCUUUACUUUUUUUCGUACAACGCUCUUGUUUCUUUUAAUUUAAGCGUUUUCUUCUCUCUUUUUGUUUUGUUUAAAUUUGUUGAAGUUAUAUUAUUUAAACCUGAAAUGUUCCCGAUAUAAAAUUCAAUCACUCUAGCCAUCA
This is a messenger RNA of Papaver somniferum (opium poppy), 2806 nucleotides long. Its product is annotated as monosaccharide-sensing protein 2-like. Gene Ontology annotation, biological process: transmembrane transport. Gene Ontology annotation, cellular component: membrane. The coding region runs from base 187 to 2403 and encodes 738 amino acids. Gene Ontology annotation, molecular function: myo-inositol:proton symporter activity. NCBI's taxonomy places the organism in Eukaryota, Viridiplantae, Streptophyta, Magnoliopsida, Ranunculales, Papaveraceae. The record is from RefSeq and is a predicted model, not a curated record. The transcript is spliced from 7 exons.